AAUGAUCCGAAUUGGUUCCGCUCGAUCGGUGAUCGCCGCAAACUGAAAGUCAACAGAAAAGGGUGGUGCAACGGCCGGUUGCCUCUGGCCCUGACGCCUCAAAUGUUAAGAUAAAAUAAAUGGGGGAGGAGUGAAAGUGACGAAGAGGAAAAGAGGGGGAGGCGAAGGAAAAGGAGUUUAAAAAAGGUGGUAAGAUUCCGAUCGCCAAACGGAGGAGCGAAGAAACGGAAUUCGGGAAGAACUGACCGGUAGCAGUAGCGGCCUCUGCCUCUCUCUCUCUCUCUCCCUUCCUUCCUCGACAAGCUUCGAGAACAGAACACGACUCUCUUUCACCGGGGUACUGACGCGCGCACCGCGAAGGCCAUCUCCCUCCUUUCCUCUGCUCUCCGUCUUUUCUCUCUCUAGAACCCGCUUCCGUCGCCGUCGUCUUUGGCUGCCUGCAGUUGCCGAAUCGGAGACGGGUACCGAUUAGGGAAACAUGGGGAGGUACAUGAGGAAGUGCAAAGGAGUAGGGGAGGUAGCGGUGAUGGAGGUGUCUCAGGUCGCUGGGGUGCGGACACGCGCCCGAGCCUUGGCCGCCCUCAGGAGGAAUAGCAGUGCAGCCGCUGUCGUCGGGGAGCUGCAGGUCUCUUACCUCGAGUUGAGGAGCCGGAGGCUCGUCAAGAGCGCGCCCGCCAGGGGGAAAAAUGCGGAGCUUCCGGCUCGGGUGCCUGCCCCGGCGGAACGUGAGGUGAAUUCCGGCGCUGCCGCCGCCUGUGAGGCGGAGGUUAGGACUUCCAGCAACGGGUCGAGCGUGGAGGAUGAUGCGCCGGGUGCGGGGAGGUGCGGCGACGUCUCGGAUCUGGAGGUGGAGGUUUCGCUGGGGGAGACUGCCGUGGACUACGAAUGCUCGGGGAGCAUCAGGGAAGCGGCCGCAUCGAGCAAUCUCGGAGAGGAAUCCGAAGCUCUCGAGUCAACGACGAGUCCGGACGUCAACAAUUACGGCGAUCACGGCCGGAAAACCUCAAAACGAUCGGCGCCUUCAGUGUCGGAGAUCGAAGAAUUCUUCGCCGCAUUCGACAAGGAAGAGCAACGGCGAUUCACCGAGAGGUAUAACUAUGACCCGGUGAAGGAUGUACCCUUGGCAGGUAGAUACGAGUGGGUGAAAGUGACGCCGUGAAGUGAAGACGAAGACAGAAGAAAGAUGGAGAGAGGGCAGGCUGCACAGUGUGAAAACUUAACACUUACAGUCCUCCCCUCCGCCUCCAUCCUUUGUCUCUUUCUCCGGCUUCUUGUUAAACAAGGCACCGAACUUCUCCUCCUCCUCAAAUCUCAAUCCCCCGCCCCCCGUCUUUAUUUUUCUAGCUACUGAGUUCCUCUGUAGAUGAUUAAGAAUCAGGAACCCAAACCCCCAAUUCUCCUUCCUCUUGUUCAUGUUCCCCUUGUUCAAUUGCCGGAAUAAAAUUUCACCUUUAACGAAUCA
Molecule: messenger RNA, 1462 nt
Organism: Nymphaea colorata (pocket water lily)
Lineage: Eukaryota; Viridiplantae; Streptophyta; Magnoliopsida; Nymphaeales; Nymphaeaceae
Product: cyclin-dependent kinase inhibitor 5-like
Exons: 5
Coding region: 479-1159 (226 amino acids)
Biological process (GO): negative regulation of cyclin-dependent protein serine/threonine kinase activity
Cellular component (GO): nucleus
Molecular function (GO): cyclin-dependent protein serine/threonine kinase inhibitor activity
Source: RefSeq, a predicted model, not a curated record